AUGUCAUGGCUUCGCCUCGUUUCGGUUAUGUUCUGUGCGUUCAUGCUGGUAAAGGCACGCGAAACCUGGCAGAAGCCGGGAUGCCAUAAAGUGGGACACACGCGAAAGAUAAGCAUUCCGGACUGUGUCGAGUUUACCAUCACCACCAAUGCGUGCCGUGGGUUCUGUGAAUCGUUUGCCGUGCCGUCAGCUCCGUUCGCACUCGUCGGCCACAAACCUCCGCAGCCUGUCACAUCCGUGGGACAGUGCUGCAACAUCAUGGAGACGGAAGACGUGCGGGUGCGUGUGCUGUGCGUUAAUGGUAUCCGGAAUCUGACCUUCAAGUCGGCCACAAACUGUUCCUGUUACCAUUGCAAAAAGGAUUAAUUAGGGCUGGAGCGGUCCGAGAUCGGGGCCGCCAAUCGUUCCCUCGUCAUGAGCAUGUGAAUCGGUGCCAUUCGUUCGAUUCGUUUAUUUACCUCUGAGCCACUUGCUUCGAAACCAAAAUGGGAUGCUAUUCGCUGGUUCGUUGGGAUG
Molecule: messenger RNA, 516 nt
Organism: Anopheles moucheti
Lineage: Eukaryota; Metazoa; Arthropoda; Insecta; Diptera; Culicidae
Gene: Gpa2
Product: thyrostimulin alpha-2 subunit
Exons: 2
Coding region: 1-366 (121 amino acids)
Biological process (GO): cell surface receptor signaling pathway
Molecular function (GO): hormone receptor binding
Source: RefSeq, a predicted model, not a curated record